GGAGAGCCCCGGGUAGGGGAGGGUGCCAGGGGGUGGGGAGGGCCCCUGCCUGCACCGGUGCUCCCGGCCCGCCCCUCAGGCUCCAGACCCAGUUCCUGGACCUGCCCUGGAAAAGAAGUAUCCAGUAGAGAUGAGCUCACUGCAGUUACUUAAUUAAAAAUUUGUAAGCUACAAAAAUGGCAAUGGGCCAACCAAGAACAGCUACAAUUUGAAUUUUUCUAUUUCCAGAAAAUGGUAGCACUCACCACAAAACCACAAUACAUAAAUUGCCAAGUGUGGCUGACUUUCACAUUCCUUUAGAAGAACUUGUAACUGAAAAUGCUUGGACAGAAGAGAUGAGUACUAUUUCCACUAAGGCCUAGAAUUGCCUACUGUACAAUAGUCCUGAUCAGGCAAUAUACGAAUGGCCCAAGGAAGCCACCAAAUUGAUUUUCAGGUUUUACAUGACCUGCGACAAAAAUUCCCUGAAGUACCUGAAGUUGUUGUAUCCAGGUGCAUGUUACAGAAUAAUAAUAACCUGGAUGCUUGCUGUGCUGUUCUCUCUCAAGAGAGUACAAGGUAUCUUUAUGGUGAAGGAGACUUGAAUUUCUCGGAUGACUCUGGAAUUUCUGGCCUCCGAAAUCACAUGACUUCUCUCAACUUGGACUUGCAGUCACAGAAUGUUUACCACCAUGGAAGAGAAGGAAAUAGAAUGAAUGGAAGCAGGACUCUGACGCACAGCAUUAGUGAUGGACAACUUCAAGGUGGUCAGUCCAAUAAUGAACUCUUUCAGCAGGAGCCACAGACAGCACCAGCUCAAGUUCCUCAAGGCUUUAAUGUUUUUGGAAUGUCUAGUACAUCUGGUGCUUCAAAUUCAGCACCACAUCUUGGAUUUCAGUUAGGCAGCAAAGGAACAUCUAACCUUUCUCAACAAACUCCCAGAUUUAAUCCCAUUAUGGUAACUUUAGCCCCAAAUAUCCAGACUGGUCGUAAUACUCCUACAUCUUUGCACAUACAUGGUGUACCUCCACCUGUACUUAACAGUCCACAGGGAAAUUCUAUCUAUAUUAGGCCUUACAUUACAACUCCUAGUGGUACAGCUCGACAGACGCAACAGCAUUCUGGCUGGGUAUCUCAGUUUAAUCCUAUGAACCCUCAACAAGUCUAUCAACCUUCACAACCUGGUCCCUGGACUACUUAUCCUGCAUCUAAUCCUAUGUCACAUACCUCAGCCCAGCAGCCAAACCAGCAAGGCCACCAGACCUCUCAUGUCUACAUGCCCAUCAGUUCACCUACUACUCCACAGCCACCAACAAUUCAUUCAUCUGGUAGCUCACAGUCUUCUGCCCAUAGCCAAUAUAACAUUCAGAAUAUUUCAACAGGACCUCGAAAAAACCAGAUUGAAAUCAAACUUGAACCCCCACAAAGAAACAGCUCUUCAAAAUUGCGUUCUUCUGGACCUCGAACCUCCAGCAGUUCCUCUUCAGUCAACAGCCAGACCUUAAAUAGAAAUCAGCCCACUGUUUACAUAGCUGCCAGUCCCCCAAAUACUGAUGAGGUGAUGUCCCGUAGUCAACCCAAGGUCUAUAUUUCAGCUAAUGCCGCCCCAGGAGAUGAACAGAUCAUGCGGAAUCAGCCCACCCUCUUCAUAUCCACAAACUCUGGAGCAUCUGCUGCCUCCAGGAAUAUGUCUGGGCAAGUGAGCAUGGGUCCUGCCUUUAUUCAUCACCACCCUCCCAAAAGUCGAGCAAUAGGCAAUAACUCUGCAACUUCUCCUCGAGUCGUGGUCACUCAACCCAAUACAAAAUAUACUUUCAAAAUUACAGUUUCUCCUAAUAAACCCCCUGCAGUUUCACCAGGGGUGGUGUCCCCUACCUUUGAACUUACAAAUCUUCUAAACCAUCCUGAUCAUUAUGUAGAAACAGAGAAUAUUCAGCACCUCACGGACCCUACUUUAGCACAUGUGGAUAGAAUAAGUGAAGCACGGAAGUUGAGUAUGGGAUCUGAUGAUGCUGCCUACACUCAAGCUCUGUUGGUACACCAGAAGGCCAGAAUGGAACGACUUCAAAGAGAACUUGAGAUUCAAAAGAAAAAGCUGGAUAAACUAAAAUCUGAGGUCAAUGAAAUGGAAAAUAAUCUAACUAGAAGGCGCCUGAAAAGAUCAAAUUCCAUAUCCCAAAUACCUUCACUCGAAGAAAUGCAGCAGUUGAGAAGUUGUAAUAGACAACUCCAGAUUGACAUUGACUGCUUAACCAAAGAAAUUGAUCUUUUUCAAGCCCGAGGACCACAUUUUAAUCCCAGCGCUAUUCAUAACUUUUAUGACAAUAUUGGAUUUGUAGGUCCUGUGCCACCAAAACCCAAAGAUCAGAGGUCCACCAUCAAAACACCAAAGACUCAAGACACAGAAGAUGAUGAGGGGGCUCAGUGGAAUUGUACUGCCUGUACUUUUUUGAACCAUCCAGCCUUAAUCCGCUGUGAACAGUGUGAGAUGCCAAGGCAUUUCUGAGCCAAAAGGCCCUAUAGCUCUAAAACCACAUCGGAAGUUCAAGAAACGAGUCUGUCAUCAGGGGAAAAGUUUCACUGCUACGUAGGAUUUUGUCAAAUUGAAGGUGUGACGAUAUGGUGUUGUGCUAAUGUUAAAUGUCAGCCCACAGAGCUAAUAAUACCUCAGUCUAAUGUCAUGGGCAGUUGAAAUUCAUCACAUGAAAGGGAAUCUGCUGAGACUCGGUUGCCCGCUGCCUAACCAUGUACAGUGUUACCAGUAGCCCAUUGUGGAUAAUUCUCAAUAUAUUAAUGCCUAGGUGUGCCCAGUACCUUUUCCCCCUCAUGUCACUACUGAAUUUUGACAGGAGGAAGGAAUAGAACGAUGGCUUUUUUUUUUAAAGCUUUUGGUGAAACACUACAAACAUGAAGAAAAAGAACAAGGUGUAACUAUUUAAAAACUGUUUGCUGCCGCAUGGUGCCAAUGGAUAGGGGAAGAACUUCAUGAAUCUGUGGUACUCUUGGCCUCGUCUUUGUCUUCCCUGAAACGUCUCCACUCUGUGAAGCCAGCAUCUGGGGUCUAAAGAUGAAAAGGAAAGCAGCAUGCAUUGUCUGUACAAACAUGCAGUGAGAUAUCCCAAAGCUUUUCCUACUGUACAGAUCUCUCGAGUCUGCUUUAAGUGAUUUCUUUUCUUUAUUAUUUUCUUAUAUUUCUAUAUGUAUAGUGUAAUAGUCUUUUGUUAACUAAUUUUCUUUUUUCCUUUUAGUGAUUAAGCACGAUCAUGUCCCUUUUUAAGCCUUACCUGAGAGAAGCAAUGCCUUAAAAUAAAAAAGCAUUAAUGAAAUGAAACUGUGCACAAAAUAACUUUCCUCUACUUACUCUGUGCUUUGCCCUCGUGAGUGCCGAUGUUCUGUGAAGACAUGGGGAUGCUGCACACUGACUUGCAGGAAAUACUACAAGACUUACGUCUCUCUAAGUCACACUAUAUCUGCCGACUUCAGCAGUGGGUCGCACAGCACACUGAUCUUCCACAGGGAAGCUUAAAACAAAAGGUAUUUUUAACCCACUGACAGAGCAACAAGGUUAAGCUUGCUUCAUCUGCCUGGUGUCCCACAGAACUGUCACAAGAGAUUACUAUGGGGAAAGUACAGUUUUCAAAACCAGCCACAGCAGCAGAACCUACAGCCCUGGUGUGGGGAGAAGCGUAAAUGCUUUAUUGUUGGGGCAGUCCGUUUCUAAACCUGACUUGGUGGCAGUAUCAUGUGUAUUUAUAAAAUGAGGCUAGUCAUAUUUAGGACAACUGAAGGAAAGCUGGAAAAAAGAAAAACAAGCAAACUUGAACACUGAAGCAACCUCAAGCAUCUCUUUAUUUUGAUGAUAUAUUUUUAUAAGGAAAAUAAAUAUUCAGAUGAUCGGGAGUGUAUAUAACUAAAUGAAAUCAAGAAAAAGAAAUGACAGUAUGCAUUUAAAAAACAGAAUUAUGAAAUUAUAUAUCAGUACUUAGAAUGGGGCUAAGGGAAGUGCUGAAAUAUAGCAAAAGGUAGGAGAUAAUGUUGACUGUCACCCAUUGUAAAUGUCUGCAAAUGGAUAUUUUUUAAAUAAGCAGGAUUAUUACAGGUGAUCUAUAUGAAUGUCAAAGCCUUGACUUCCGGGCUUUGCAUGUUGUAUAUGGGAAGAAAUAUGACAAUCCUAGUUAAUUAGACCAUAGACCCAAAGCCCUUACAAUUGAUGCAUUUUGUUUUAAAACUAGGCCUUGUUUUUCAGCUUCAUCUGCAGUUCUAUGUGAAGAUUGAUAAAUCAGUUUUUACUUGUUUUAUUAAUAAAACGUAAUUUGGUUAUCUUGAGUUGAUGGUUUUGUGAUUUAGCUGGGUAAACUAUCUUUGUAACAGAUAAGUUAUUUAUAAAAAUUAAAAAACUUAUAUUCUAA
Odobenus rosmarus divergens (Pacific walrus) is the source of this 4388-nucleotide messenger RNA. It is a transcript of the gene TAB2, whose product is annotated as TGF-beta activated kinase 1/MAP3K7 binding protein 2. Gene Ontology annotation, biological process: positive regulation of protein kinase activity. The transcript is spliced from 9 exons. The record is from RefSeq and is a predicted model, not a curated record. Gene Ontology annotation, molecular function: ubiquitin binding; K63-linked polyubiquitin modification-dependent protein binding. Lineage: Eukaryota; Metazoa; Chordata; Mammalia; Carnivora; Odobenidae. The coding region runs from base 404 to 2485 and encodes 693 amino acids.